AUGCCUGACCUUAAGCGGCGUCGCUUGAUGGGCAAGCAACCGGCGCCAGAGGGGCAAAACAACAGAGAUGCGCGCAACGUGCUUACGACGUGGCUUCGCGACAGAUGGGUUGCAAGCCGCAUGAGCAGGGAAGGCCUGACAGGACACGCAGUUCGGAAUACAUUGCGCUUGGCGUUCAAUGCCUUGGCUCCGGAAGACAAAGCUGCGUGGUUGAGGCUCCGGCUGGAAGCCGAUUUUCCUGUACACUUUCGCGCUGCGGCCUCAGCAUUGUUGAGCUUGUGGCAGUCAGAGAGACCAAUUGUUGAGGAGACCCGUGUACCAGCUUGCUAUAGAGGCAAUGGCACCAUGUUUCGGUAUUCAGGCUCAUUCAGCAAGAUUGUCGACGCUGAGACCUCAGCUUUGCUGGCGGCUGGACAGGCAGAAACUAUUCCCGAUGUUUGCGCCAAGCUACGGGGCCACCCGCAACUUUGUGCGCUCUGGGACGAGUUCACAGCCUUCUUUGAAAGACUCCAGGCCUCUUUCCACUUGGACCGCUGGACUCUGGCCUUGGAGCUGCAUUGCAAAGUGUCGGUUCAGACUCAAGUCCCCUCCAUUCACUUUCAUGCGAUGUUUGAUAGCAGGAAGCCUGUGAUUUUACCGAAGAGCGCGCUUGAUUUUCGUGGCGCAGGACCUCACAUUUCUGUGGACGCCCCGCACGCCAGAGGUCGGGCAUGCAAGAGAGCCUACGACCAAGGACACUUCUAUUUGCAGGUCCCAAAGAUAGGCGGUAUUUUCAUGCGCACCAAUUCCCCCGCAUAUGAUGCAUUUGCUGUGACUCCCGAAUGGAUCACGUCAUUGUGGCAAACCUGCAAGAUCACCAAGGACACAGCAGAGAAAGAGUAUAUUCGCGCUAAGAAGCACGUUCGAGCUUAUGUUGACAAUGUGCACUACCACUCACAAUGUGAGCGGGCGCAGGCUGUGGCAGAAAAGAAGGCGCAGGCCUUGGGAGAACUGCAGCUUCUCAAAAAAGAGGCAGUGCGGAUCGAUGCUGUAGAUGCUGACUUCCUACCACAAUUCAAUUCCCUGGCUUUCCGGCGGAAAUUUUUGGUGCUGGAUGGGCCUACCCGUCUAGGCAAAACCAUCUACGCCAGCAGCCUGGCUGGAGAGGCAAACACUUUGGAAGUAAACUGCGCAAACGUGUCGGAACCAGACUUGAGGGCUUUUGACCCUUUGCGACACAAAGCCAUCGUGUUUGAUGAGGGUUCACCGGCUAUGGUGAUAGCGCACAAGAAGCUCUUUCAGGGUGGAGUCGAAGAAGUGUCCAUGUCACAUUCGAGCACGAACAUGUACUCGUACAAGGUGUGGGUGUACAACUGCAUGCUCAUUUUGACAUCAAACAAAUGGCGGGAGGAGGCUGCCGCCAUGGAUCAGGCAGACCAAAGUUGGUUGGCGCAGAAUUCGGUGCUAGUAAUUUGUGAGCGGCCACUGUACCGGCAAUAGUGCGGCAGCAGAAAAGGAUUUGCAUAGGACGGACGUUUGGGGGAUGGGGCAAGAAUCUUUGAAUUUGAAUUGAGAAAGGUUUGCCAGCGCGAUGUUUUUUCUGCUCACAUCCCACGCCCAAAUCCCAAAGGUAGAGUGAACACUGGAAAGGCGGACGACAUGGA
Molecule: messenger RNA, 1643 nt
Organism: Durusdinium trenchii
Lineage: Eukaryota; Dinophyceae; Suessiales; Symbiodiniaceae
Source: the annotation of a GenBank genome assembly